Tripterygium wilfordii is the source of this 1128-nucleotide messenger RNA. RefSeq names its product protein LURP-one-related 4-like. The record is from RefSeq and is a predicted model, not a curated record. Bases 175 to 918 code for a protein of 247 amino acids. The transcript has 3 exons. NCBI's taxonomy places the organism in Eukaryota, Viridiplantae, Streptophyta, Magnoliopsida, Celastrales, Celastraceae.
UCUACAGUCCUACAAUACAAUAUACACUUCCUUUUUCUAUUGUACUCGUUUGGUGUACAUAGAGAAUCAGUCAACACUGUAUAAAAGAGCCUUAAGACGUUGAAUGAAUAGAGUAUAUAUACAAACAUGUGCAUACCAUAAACAUGGUGGAAUCUUUUAUCGCAAAAUAAUUAAAUGAAAUCCCCACCUAUUAUAUAUACUCUGUACCCUCCAAGACUUUGCAAUAGGGACUACAGAUCAGAUCUAGUAUUAUUUCUUCAUUCCAAUAAUCACAAACUUUGUUUCCCUAAAAUGGGCAAGAUUCAUCCUAUGACACCAACCACUUCUUCUUCUUCUGCUUCUUCUUCUUCAUCAUCUUCUUGUUAUAUCACUUCAAAAAGAGAAGCAUUCACAGUUUGGAUGAAAUCACUAGUGAUGCAAAGCAAUGGAUGCACUGUAUUCAAUGAAGAUGGUGAGAUUACUUACCGUAUCGACAACUAUGACAGCAAGUGCAGCAAUGAAGUUCUUCUCAUGGAUCUCCGCGGCAAUGUUGUCUUCACCAUACUCAGAAAGCAAAUCUUCUUCAAUUUUGUGCAGAAACUAUUCCGACGAUGGGACGGGUACAAAUGCAGUAAUCCAAAGCCAUCAAUAGAAGUUAAAAGAAGCCGGAGGAUGUUCAGAGAUUUAUCGUAUCAGGUGCUCCUGCGGUCUGACAAUGGUCAAACAAGUUACUACAGAUUAGAAGCCUUGUCUGGUAAAUCAGCAUUCAAAAUUACAGACAACAAUGGAGUAAUUGUUGCUGAGGCGAACAGAAAGCAAUCAUCUUCGGGAGUACUAUUAGGAGAUGAUGUACUGAGUCUGACAGUAGAGCCCCUUGUAGAUCAUUCUCUCAUCAUGGCUAUAGUCACUGUGUAUGGACUAAUACAACAUAGAUUGUGAAUACUUUUCAAAGAGAAUUCAGGAGUAUCUCCAAGUUUCAGAGGAAGAUUCUGUAUAUACAGAGCCGACUGCAGAAGAAAAUUCUGUUCUUGCUGACUUUUAUUGAUUUUUUUGCUGGAAGACAUCCCAUUUGUACCAAUAGAAUUGGCCAUAAUGGUGCUAAUAGUACCUUAGCUUCACAUACCAAUACAGAAAUUCGACAACGAUUUA